Molecule: messenger RNA, 3509 nt
Organism: Opisthorchis viverrini
Lineage: Eukaryota; Metazoa; Platyhelminthes; Trematoda; Opisthorchiida; Opisthorchiidae
Exons: 20
Coding region: 162-3269 (1035 amino acids)
Biological process (GO): protein folding in endoplasmic reticulum
Cellular component (GO): EMC complex
Source: RefSeq, a predicted model, not a curated record
CUGCGAUUAGCCCUGACCAGAAUGACCGAGUUUAAUGCGCUGAUCCGCUUGGUGCUCUAUUUCUGUUGUGUUUUGUGUACUGGAGUUGCUUUGUUCGAGGACCAAAUCGGUUUAUUUGACUGGAACCAAAAGUACAUCGGUAAAGUUCAGUUUGUUGCUGAAUGGCGCGAUCACCCAAAGAGUACUGUGUUCCUUGGGUCCGCGAAGAACGCCAUUGCUUCCAUCUUUCUCAGAAAUGGAUCUUCAGUGAAACAGCUUUCCCCCAAGACGCUCGUAUUUUGAGCACUCCGUUAGCGCACAAUGACACACAUUUGCAUGUGGUGGUCUUGACAUUCUCACAACCAAAACAUUCAGGCGGUACGUUAGCGGGGACUGUGUCGGUCGUAUCGAUACAAAAACACCAGCCUCAGCAAUCCACUGUCUUACAUUUCCAAAAGUUCAGUGCUCCGUGGGUGACACCGGACUGGGAUAGCUCCAACUGUCUGCUCUUGGCGAACGCAGAUCUCUUCCUCGUUUGUCUAUCGUCACAUGUGUCUAAUGCGUCUGGGGUGCUUCACCUUCUCAACUUGGAUCCCUCAGCUGGUGUCAGUGAUUGGACUAACGUAGAGCUCCAUCAGCGCACGACGAAGAUACUGCAGCUCACAAAUACUAGCUUCAUCAUCACGUCUCCUAGCGGAUCGGGCGAGGUUUUUGAACUAGGUUCCACCGGAAAGCUUCGAACGAAGUAUCGCUUGAACGAAGCCAUGUUCGCUCAUCUGGUUUCGCUAAAUGGACGCGACUAUUUGUUCACAGCAUCACACAAUGCAGAACAGCCGUUCAAGAACUUCAAUUUAACCGUUUACGAUGCAAACACUGGGGAAUUGUGCGCUGAGCUCCCGAGGCGUCAAUGGACCAUAGCCAAGCAUCACGGCGAAGUGGAGUCGAUACGUGCCAUGAUAUUCAUUGAUUCUACUGGUGCUCUGAGCUUUCGUUUGCUCGUGCAGACCGAGGAUCAUGCUAUCCAACUCGUUCGACAGAAUGGUCAACAACAGUGGUUGCGCGAUGAGUCACUAGCUGACAUCGUAGCUGUUGAGAUGGUCGACUUGCCGGUUUCUGAAUCUCAAGCCAAAAUGGAAGAGGAAUUCGGUCAUUCCACAAGUCAACAACAGUGGUUGCGCGAUGAGUCACUAGCUGACAUCGUAGCUGUUGAGAUGGUCGACUUGCCGGUUUCUGAAUCUCAAGCCAAAAUGGAAGAGGAAUUCGGUCAUUCCACAAGCAAUAUUUUCGAAAUGUUCGCGAAGCGUCUGCACACUCAACUCGCGCAGUUAUGGGUGUUUAUCCGAGAUUGCGCCGCUGGAUUUCCUCAAACCAUAUCCGCAUUCAUACGUUCUCCAUCGUCAUUCAUGUCGUCAUUUUCUGAUCGUCGCGGCCUGCCUACCAGAUCCUUCCAACCCGCGUACGAGGACGCAGCAUUGCCCGUCGCCACUAUGCCUCCGCGACUUCGACACCCGUUGUUCAUGGCAAAUGAAACUGUGGAUGGUUUGGACCCAGCGGAGAGCCCUCCUAUUCGCAGUAUGAUGAAUGCAUUUUUAACUCGGGACAAUUUCAAUUUGCACAAGAUGAUUGUCGUGGCGACGUCAGUUGGGAAAUUGUUUGGCCUAGAGAGUGAGAAAGGACGCGUGGUUUGGGAACACUUGGUCCCCUCGGCCGGUCUGCUCGCAAACGGAAAGCUAACCUUGUAUCAACAGCGUAAUACAGCACACUUCCCAUUGCCUCCAAUAACCACACUGCUUCUUCGGUCAAAGAAGACGAACCUGCCUAUGCUAUAUUCGUUCAAUCCGAGUACCGGAGUUCCAUUGGAGAAGUUCCCUAAUGAUGUGUUCCAUAUCGACUCAGACGUCAUACAGGCAGUGAUGUUUCCCGGGCCGGUUCACAUCUAUCCUCCCCGUUAUGCCACUGCUCUGGUGGGGGUUCGCACACCUGUCUAUAUGUAUACAAUAGAGCCUGAUCUGGCUCGUCUGACUGGAUACCGCAUACAUCUUUCGUCAGCGCGUCAGCCAGGCAGAGAGGACCCAGUUACAUUCAGGGCCACGCGUGUCUGGCGAAUGCAACUUCGCUCCACCCUGCCACCAGACGGGAAUGGAGAGCAAAACCCAUACCCGCCACACGUCAUUGUAGCAACGGCUUCGCGUCCCAACGGUGAACAUAUCCAUUCCGUUGGUCGUGUGCUUGGUGACCGGAGUGUUUUGUACAAAUAUCUCAACCCCAAUCUAAUCGCCGUCGUGACCGCCGGUGGAUCCGUUGCCAGCCAGACCAACAGUGUCGCCGUGUAUUUGAUUGAUGUGGUCGUCGGCCGUAUCGUCUACAGCGCAGUUAACGCACGUUGCAGUGAGCCGGUCAACCUGGUACACUCCGAGAACUGGAUUGUAUAUACCUACUACAACCACAAAUCGCUGCGGCACGAAGUCACUGUCUUGGAACUCUACGAGCCUACCAAUUACUCGCCAGCUGGUUAUGAGGUCUGCGCCUCCUACUCAGUUCCCGGUCCAGCUCAACUCUUCCUACGAAAUAUAUUUCCUACCGGCUGGCUUCCAAGUUUUGCUCACUCACCUAGCACUGCACAUCAGACGAGUUCUGUUGCUGAUGUGGGUGACGGCCCAGGUACGGAUGAACAUCUUGCUGAGGAUCGCCCACCGUCUCUGGUGGACAGUGGUCGUUCAAUCUUCUCCUCAUUGUUCCGUGCAACUGACUCGGAUGGAAUCUGCAAUACGACUGGAUCCAAUCCACUAAUUCCACAAGUGACUCAACAAUCCUAUAUAUUCAGCACCGCUCCGACUCCCGGUGUGGCAGCAGUCUCACUUACCGAGCGUGGUAUCACUUCGAAAAGCAUCAUUUUUGGUCUGCAGAAAGGUUCUCUGAUUGAACUGCCGAAGACAUUUUUUGACCCUCGUCGGGCAUUGGAUCUAUCUCCGGAGUUGAUGGAAGAAGGAGUACUUCCUUAUACGCCAGUUCUACCUCUCUCCGACCAAGCCGUGAUUUCCUACAACCAAACCAUCAUGGGUGUGCGGGCCAUUCGCACAGCAGCUACGGGACUUGAGUCCACCAGUCUGGUGUUUGCUUACGGCUUGGACUUGUUCUGCACCCGCAUUUCUCCGUCUCUUACGUACGAUCUGCUCAAAGAGGACUUUGAUUAUACGGCAAUCGCAACGGUCACUUUGGGGAUGAUUGUCGCUUCGAUCGCCACACAGCGCCUCGCAGCCAGGCGAGCGGUUUUCCGCGCUUGGGCGUAGACCCCUGCCCACCGGGGGAACUAACAUUCCAAACAAAAUGCUAUUUUCCUUGCAUGUAUCGUUCACCGGCUGUGUUCGAAUGGGCCUUUCUGCCUAUGGUCCGAUGUACACAAAUGAAUAUGUGUUUCCCCCAUUCCUGUGUCUACACUCGCCUCCCUGCCCUCACUUUAAUCUGUCUGGAAUUUCUAUGCAAACCGGGUUCCCGUAGGUUCCGUAUUACAUUAGUUGUUUUCGUGCUAG